CCAUCAUCAGUUUCUCGGCAGGUUCGGUUGAAUUCCUGCGCCCUGUGGAAGGCUGAGCUGGCCUCUUCACCAUUUCCGACAUGACCUUGGCAACCUGGUCCCUUCCCCGCCAUUUUGCACUCUCUCCCUCGCUGAGUCUGACCGAGCUUGCUAUUCUACAUGUAGGUUGGGCCUGACAGCCUCAUUGGGCCAUUGUGACACAGCUACGACCACGCACCAGAUCUCUUCUGUUGGCAGCUGCUAUCCCCUUCUUUGUUUUACCAUCGCAUCCACAGGCAUCUUCUCUGAACAUGGAUAACCCGACGUGGGAUUGGUCCUCGGUUGGGGACAGCUCAUCCCACCAACCUCAACCCGACGCGACUUCGGAACCGACGCACCGCCGACCGCCGCCAGCCCAGCCAGAGCAGCCGCCGCGUCCUGAGCCUCGAGCUGCGCCGAAUGGCAGACAGUACGGUCCUCGCACAUGUCGCAUCUGCUUCGACACGGAGAACCCCAAGUUUCCGACCGAAACUGCCAGCACUUUUGGACUCCCCGCCUCGACUCGGCCCACAUACGCUUCUGAUGACCCAGAGCUAGGACGACUGCUUUCACCAUGCAAGUGUAAGGGAUCGCAAAAAUAUGUCCACGAGGGUUGUCUCAAUGCUUGGAGACUAGCAAACCCUACUGAAGCAAGGAACUACUGGCAAUGUCCGACUUGCAAGUUCACGUACCGAAUCUCGCGCCUCAGCUGGGCGUCUGCCCUGAGCAGCAAAUGGGCACAGUUCGCCCUCACGUUUGUGAUUCUCGUGCUGGGCAUCUUUGCCCUUGGUUUCGUCGCCGACCCGUUGUUCGAUCUUUGGUCCGACCCCAUUGGGACCAUCGGCGAAACUGUCACAAGCGUGGUAUCAGAUAUUGAGGCCUUGAAACAGCCCCCGUACCAAGAGCCUACAUCGUGGGCGGAGCACUUUGUCAAGGGCUUUUUUUCCCUCGGCAUUGUCGGGCUGGCCAAAUCCAUGUUAGCAAUGUCGCCCUGGCACUGGUGGAACCUUCGAAGCAGUGGUCUUAUGAAUACUACUGGCAGACGACAGGGAACUGGAAGGGCGCGAGUUGAGAACAUCAGCCUGAUCUUUGUUGUCAUCGGGGCUUUUACCUUUUUGAUGGGUAUCUGGAAGGUCGUCAAGGCUCUCAGCGCCCGUGUACUCAGCAACAUCAGUGACAGGGUUGUCGACGUGGAUGAGGACGACAAUGACGACUGAGUCAUUCACGAGUCCCAUCAAGAGUAAGAAAGAACAAUGAUGAUCGCUUUGUUAUGGUUUCCGCGAGAGCAGAUGCUCAACCGUGUGCUCACUCGAUGAAUGUUAUGCACACUCUUAAGUUGCCUCGAACUCGCUCCUCCGCGUCAAGUCAACUAGUCUGUGUGCAAAGAUUUACGCUCUGCUUCGCCUUGACUAAGGACCGUUUUGGUUCCUUACUCGUCGGCCUGUAUGAGAUUAUCAGUCACAAGCUACGCUUCUGGAUUCCUUCGGGCGUCCAAGAGCGAAUUCGGGUAUCUGCUAGGUACACACCAGUACAAAGCUGUAAGCAGACUGCCCAGUGAAUGCCUGAUACAUUCUAUUUCGAGAAUAAUACACCAUGUUACCGAUAUCUCAGUGUUGUCUUGCGCUCGUGCCACAUUGACCUUCGCGUCCAUGGGCUUCCCCUGGUUGUGGUAACAAUUACGCCUCAUCUAAAUUGUCUCAAUAUAAAC
Molecule: messenger RNA, 1726 nt
Organism: Ilyonectria robusta
Lineage: Eukaryota; Fungi; Ascomycota; Sordariomycetes; Hypocreales; Nectriaceae
Exons: 1
Coding region: 291-1235 (314 amino acids)
Molecular function (GO): zinc ion binding
Source: RefSeq, a predicted model, not a curated record